This is a messenger RNA of Brugia malayi, 108 nucleotides long. RefSeq lists its product as uncharacterized. Bases 1 to 108 code for a protein of 35 amino acids. The transcript has 2 exons. NCBI's taxonomy places the organism in Eukaryota, Metazoa, Nematoda, Chromadorea, Rhabditida, Onchocercidae. The record is from RefSeq and is a predicted model, not a curated record.
AUGGAACACGUAGCAACGAAAGUGGAAAACAAUACUACAACAACUGUUGCUAAUGGACCGAUAUCAACCAGAAAUGUAAAUCGGCUCUUGGUAUGCAUUUCCGGUUAG